Molecule: messenger RNA, 976 nt
Organism: Drosophila takahashii
Lineage: Eukaryota; Metazoa; Arthropoda; Insecta; Diptera; Drosophilidae
Source: RefSeq, a predicted model, not a curated record
AUGUUAGCCAUAAAACGAUGGCCAUUAAAGCUGUUGUUUCGAUCCCGCAGGUUCUACUGCCUUCUGUGCCUCCUGGCCACUUCCAUUUCGAUGGCCCAGGGUGCCAGCAAUUCGGGAGCGGUUUUGGCCAAGGAUGUGGCCCACAUGCACAAGACCAGGAGGCUGGAGAGGCGAUCGGGAGAUCUGACGGCCAUCAAGCAGCCCAAACAACUGGCCAGAAGCGCUCACGGGCUCAACAAGAAGCUGCUCAGCCAGAUGGGUUUCAUGAAGGUGAAGGCGCCCAAUAGCCACAACCGGAAGCGACUGGCGGUUGAGUCACGACGCCAUUCCUCGCGCGAUGAUUCACACAUGUUCAUCAUCAAAUUGCCGCCAAAUAUGCACUACUAUGCAGGACCCGGUGCGAAGAAUUCCGUCUCAAAUGAGCAGGAGAAGUCUGCUAAAGGUAAAGUUGGCAACGCACCCAACAAGAUGACAGUGGCAGCAGCAGCAACAGCAGCAACAUCAGUGGACACACGAGCAACAUCAAGCACGCCAGCAGCAACAUCUCUUGUUGCCGAGGCGUCGGCGUUGAAAGCUAACGGGAAAAAGGUAUCGUUUCCCUUCAGCUCGAAUGGAAGGCCUGGUAGGAUUUACCACUGGAACCUGCCGGUUCUCAAGGAGGCGCUGGCGAAGAAGCCGCACUUUGCCCAUGUCUCGGCGGCGGAUCGAAAUCGCCUGUUGGACAUACAAAGUGUGCCCACCUGGCGCCAGCCCUGGGAAAAUGAGACCUCGGAGAAGGGUGGUUUCAGCGGUGGGAAGUCCAAGUACCGCAAAUCCCUGAAGCCCAAAUCGCCCACGUACUAUGCGCCCUCGCAGGCGGUCAGCAAGCAGAGUUUCCACAAGUACUUCGCGGGCAAUGGAAAGCCCAAGGGAUUCUAUGUCAUCAAGGAGCACCAGAAGAAGCCGCAGUUCUACCAGAACAUCAUCUCGUAAUCCA